Zea mays is the source of this 1676-nucleotide messenger RNA. RefSeq lists its product as uncharacterized. The transcript has a single exon. Bases 176 to 1441 code for a protein of 421 amino acids. Lineage: Eukaryota; Viridiplantae; Streptophyta; Magnoliopsida; Poales; Poaceae. The record is from RefSeq and is a predicted model, not a curated record.
CGGUCCAAGUCCAACUCCAACCGGCGCGAGGGCGAACCAACCGUGCCGGCAAAAAGGAAAAAAAGAAAAUAAACCAAAACGCCUGCGGUUUCAGCGGAAACUCAAGUUUCCAUUGCCAUUCAUCACCCCCUCCAUCCCCAAGUGCAAAGGGGGGCAGGCAGAAGGAGAGCGCGCGAUGCCCGACGCGAUUCCGGCCUGCUUCCGCGCCGCGGCGGCGCCCAGUGGCCGGGCGUCGCCCGCGCCAUCGGGGUCGGGGUCCGGCUCCGGGGCGGGGACCAGCCUGGCCACGUCCGUCUACGACACGCGCCUCGGCCUGGCCACGCUGUCCUGGUCGCGCGCCCCGCUCGGGCUCAGCCUCCGCGCCGUGCUCCGCGUCUCGGCGGGCCCCGCGCCCGCGCCGUCCCCGUCGGCGUCCGACUACGGCGACGGCGAGGUGGAGUACGACGACGAGGAGGAGGAGGCGACGGUGGCCGUGCGCGUGCGGCCGUGGCUGCUUUGGCGGCGGCGCGGGUCCAAGCGCUUCCGCGUGCGGGACCGCCGCGUGGACCUGGCCUGGGACCUCUCUCGCGCGCGCUUCCCGCCCUCGGGCUCCCCGGAGCCCUCGUCGGGGUACUUCGUCGCCGUCGUGGUGGACGGCGAGAUGGCGGUCGUCGCCGGGGACAUGGCGGACGAGGCCUACAGGAAGACCAGGGCGCGCCGCCCGGCGGGACCGGGCCCCGUCCUCGUCUCGCGCCGCGAGCACGUGUCCAUGCGCGACGGCGCCGGCGGUGGCGGCCGCUGCCACCGCACCUGCGUCGUCGUGCGCGGCAGGGAGCGGGAGAUCUCGGUGGAUCUCGUCUCGCGCGCCCAGGGCCAGGGGCGGGAGCGGGACAGGGCCGAGGUCGGCAUGUCGGUCUCCGUCGACGGCGAUCGCGUGCUCCACGUCCGCCGCCUUCGCUGGAAGUUCCGCGGCACCGAGAGGGUGGACCUCGGCGGCGGCGACCGCGUCCUCGUCUCCUGGGACCUUCACAACUGGCUCUUCCCCGCGCGCGACGCGUCGCCCCCGGACGCAGCCGCCGCCGCACCGGUUCCACCCGCGCAUGCCAUCUUCGUCUUCCGCUUCGAGCUCGCCGACGCCGGCGAGGAGCGUGACCCAGCCGACGCCAAGGAGGAGGAGCUGCUCGACAAGGCCGGGACAGGCGGAGGCGGCUGGCCAGGAUACGUCAGUGGGUGGGGGAGAGGGGACUGGAGCGAGAGCAGCAGCAAUGGUGGCGAGAAGCGGAGGAAGAGGGGGCAGGCGAGCAGGCUGGCCAAGGCCAGUUCCUCCUCUUCGGCGUCAGUGGCGUCCUCCUCCGCGUCAUGGGCGAGUGGCUCCACUGUCAUGGACUGGGGCAGCGCCGAGGAGGCCCAGCUGCAGAGCGGCGACGGCUUCUCCCUCCUCGUCUACGCCUGGAAGAACUAGUGUGACGGGCUAGCGGCGGCAAUUCAGUGAACCGGCUUUGGUUCUUAAUUCAGUGAGGAUUUCUCUUCCCAUUGUUGUAAGUUGCAAUUGUUCAGCGAGCAAUGUUCUUGUGCAGUUUUCAGCGGUCCACUGACCAAGCUAUUUUUACCCUUCCUUCCAUUGACAACCAGAGAAAAUGACCAUCCUGUGUGAUUCACAGUCCAUCAAAAUCCGACACAAACCAUUGGUCUGCUCC